Messenger RNA from Brachypodium distachyon (stiff brome), 3330 nucleotides. RefSeq lists its product as uncharacterized. Gene Ontology annotation, molecular function: G-quadruplex RNA binding; protein binding. The coding region runs from base 187 to 2748 and encodes 853 amino acids. The record is from RefSeq and is a predicted model, not a curated record. The transcript is spliced from 7 exons. Gene Ontology annotation, biological process: positive regulation of transcription by RNA polymerase II. Gene Ontology annotation, cellular component: NSL complex; Ino80 complex; MLL1 complex. NCBI's taxonomy places the organism in Eukaryota, Viridiplantae, Streptophyta, Magnoliopsida, Poales, Poaceae.
ACGCAAUCCCCUUUCUCUGAGCUCCCACCGCACUCUCUCCUCUCCCCCGGCCCGGCCACCCUUCUCCCCAUCCUCCUCCCCUUCCCUAAACCCUAAAUAAACCACAAGCGCCUCCCCAACCACUCCAGCGGCCUCCCCUCUCCCCCAAUCGAAACCGGCGUAUUUGGUGGCGGCGGCGGCGGCGGCAUGGGGGCCUUGGCGGCGUCCACGUCGUCGGGGAACUGGCUCGUGGAGGACGACAUCCUCCUCAAGAACGCCGUCGAGAAUGGUGCCUCGCUGGAGGCCUUGGCGAAAGGAGCCGUAUGUUUUUCCCAUAAAUUCACUCUUCAAGAACUACAAGAUCGUUGGUCUUCAUUGCUAUAUAACCCAGAGAUCUCAGCACAGGCUUCUGCUAGGAUGGUUGAGCAUGAGACUGAACUUUCUAUUUCCAACCCCGCCAAGACACAUAAGCUUUUCAACUCAAAAGCAAGAGAUUUUUCAUUUAAGAAGCGGAAAACAGAGAGUGUUAAGAAUUUAUAUUAUAUAUCAAGAAAGAAGCCACACAAUGAACCCUGUGACACCAAUGGCCUUGGUUUUCUUAUUGCCCCUUGUCCAUGCAUAGCGGCUGGUAGGGACUGUGUCUGUGGAGGCCUACCUUCACGUGAUCAAGUUCAUAAUAUUGAGACAGGGAUAGGUACAAGCUGUUAUGGGCAAGCUGAUGGAAGCUACAACGGUGCACAACAUAUGCAUCCUGAAAUAAAUGGACAUUCAUUUCAUACACAGCAUGCUGAGAGUAUGAUAGAAGACGCGGAUACCACCAAUAAUGCACCAUAUGGCUAUUCAGAUGUAGUUCAAAUAUAUGACCAACAUGCCUACAUGCAACCUGAGAUAGGUGAAGGGGACCAUGUCUCUCUUAGAGGUAUCACAGAUUUUCAGGAUUCUAUGCAGUUCCAGCAAUUGGCAUCUAGCAAUCAAUGUGGCAAUGAAGUGGCGGAACCAAAAACAUUGGUGAUCACUGAUCAAGGUAGACUUGAAAAUGUCCAUUUCCCAGGGAACAGCAAUGGGGUGGCAGAACAUGGUGCACUCCACUUGAUUCGUCAAUCUGAGGGUUCUCAAACACCUUGUGGUGCAAUCUGGAAUGGGGUUGAGGAAACAGAGACACUCACUCUUGCUGAUGAUAAGAAAAUAAAGACAGUCAGCAGAGACCCUCUCACACUGCAAGCAAAUUUAGAUAGCGGAAUUUCCAUGCCUUGUUUAGAUCAUGCAGCAAUGCCAGAUGGUGAUUUCAUGGAUUUUCCAUUUUUCAGCAACAGUGAUGAGUUUGACCUCCUGAAUGGUGAAAAUUUUCUGAAUUCUCCACAUGAGACAAAUCAGGAAGAUUUAGAUGAUCCUGAUACCAAAGUUGUACUGGGUGCAAGCUCCGUCGUGCAAAAUCCGUUGCACCCUGACGAGGCCAUCAUUAGCUGUGAUCAGGUAGAUACUGGCCAUUUACAGCAUAAUCUAGGAGAUGUUUCUGGAAUGAUCUUGGUCCCUACUUCAGCAGAAGUGUCUUAUCCCGGCAGUCAGUAUGUUGAGUGCAUAUUAAACACGGAAGAUCCUGAUAUCCCUUGCAACGACGAUAUUGUUACACAUGGAGAAUUUUCUCCUCGACGCCCUACUGCUUCUCCUGGACAGAACUCUGAGCACAAGGUUUUUCCAUCCCCACCUGCAACUAGCCCUCCAUCAAAGGCUGAACAUUCCAAUGCGAGUGAUUUGGCCCAACUAAUGAGGGAAGAUAUGUCAAAUGCCAAACCUUCUUUGCAACCAAUGAGGCUUAGCCCAUCCACUUUAGAACAGAAAGAAGGUUCAGUGGCACUUAAUAAAGGUUUAGGAGCUAAGCCGUCUGUAGGUCCUUCGACCUCUAGUGUAGUUAUGCAAGGUAACAUAGACACCAAUGAUGCAAGCACAUGCAUGCUAGCUUUACCUGCUAUUCACCCCUCUGGAUUUGUCGAAGGUCCAUCUUGUAGUUUGGGACAGCACGAUUUUGAUAACUCCCAAAGUUUGAAGUUGUACAAUCCAGUUCAAGUUUCUGAUCACAUGAACUACCACUCACACGGUAAUCAACCAGAAUUAAGAGAUGUCGCUGCUGUACAAAACUGUAUGCCAUCACAUGCACCGUCAGAUUUGGGUCUUCAAGACCCCAUGGCAGUUGUGCCAACAACAGCUCAAGCAGAAGAAUGUUCUGACAUUGAAAAUGAUGUUCCGAACUACUAUGAUAUAGAAGCUUUGAUACUUGAACAGGAUCUAAUCCCUUGGGAUCAGGACUCUGAUUUGAAACAUCCUGAAGUUUCCAGAUUUCAACAUCCGGAAAGUAGGAGAUCAUUGAUAAGAUUGGAGCAGGGUGCUCGGUCUUGUUUGAACCGAGCUAUCAUGUCUCGUGGUGCCUUUGCAGUUAUAUAUGGGCUGCACUUGAAAUACUACAUAAAGGAUCCCGAGGUUACUAUUGGAAGAGAGACAGAAGAUGUAAAAGUUGACAUUGAUUUGGGAAAAGAAGGGAAGGCAAAUAAAAUAUCUCGCCGGCAGGCGGUUAUCAAGAUGGAUGAAGCUGGGUCUUUCCAUAUCAAGAACAUUGGAAAAGGCUCAAUCUUUGUUAACAGCAAGGAAGUACCAUGCUGCAAAGGCAUCAACUUAAGUUCUGAUUCAUUAAUUGAGAUAAAGGACAUGAGGCUCAUUUUCCAUGCGAAUCAGGAUGCUGUAAGGCAAUACGUCAGCCGCAUCCCGAGGCUCUAAUAAUACUCGUCCCGACUGGGUUUUUGAGUCAGCCCCAGCCAUAUCAGGUGGCGGCUUAUUCACAGUGCUGUCAGCAGUUAAUGCGUUGACUGAGGGGUCGCCCUUGCAGGAUGUUCCUUCUGCUGCUGUCAACGCAGUCCUAUUUUUCGAGCGGAAUGUGAUUAUGCAAGCUAAGCGCAGCCUUGGGUCCGACCUGUCCGAUUCCGUGUACAUGGGAUGUAAUAUCAAGUGGUUUGUGUUCCAUUCUAGUUGGUUGUAAUAAACAUUUGGCAGUGUUGGAGGGGCCAGCACAGCACUCGCUUCUAUCGCGUCGAAAAAGAACAGGUGAGUAUAUGAAUGGAACAGAAAACCAUUAGAGAUAGCAAAGUGCCGAUGAGUGUUGUUCCAUUCGCCCUUGUUAUGGUGGCUGCUACUGGAAAUAGGCAGGAUUGUUUGGGCGGACAGCAGGAGGAUGCUCCUCGGGGGGAAAGCCAUUAUUUGGUUUGUCUUCACUUUGACCCCCUGUGUGUACUAAAAGCAAGAUUAUCUUAGGCGAGGGUUAAUCAUAUGGUGGAAUAUAUAUAAUCAUGUGCUGUUGAACUA